AUGCAACUCCCACCUUUAGAAGUCUUGCAAUCAUGGCCCUAGCCGAACUAUGUCGAUCCUGUGACUCGGGGUUGGGAGCAUAGAAUCAUCAUCAUCUUGGUAUUUCCGUUGGUGCUUGUGAUUGUUGGGAUACGCAUCUUUACCAGAUUGCGGAUUUCGAGGAGUUUUGGGGUGGAUGAUUGGUUGAUUAUUGCUGCUCCUGUAUGCUUUCUCUCCAUCUCUUGCUCUUUUGCUCUCGAAAUUGUGGUACGUAUGAAGUGCUGA
Messenger RNA from Hymenoscyphus albidus, 264 nucleotides. The record is from the annotation of a GenBank genome assembly. NCBI's taxonomy places the organism in Eukaryota, Fungi, Ascomycota, Leotiomycetes, Helotiales, Helotiaceae.